Archocentrus centrarchus (flier cichlid) is the source of this 4471-nucleotide messenger RNA. Its product is annotated as NACHT, LRR and PYD domains-containing protein 14-like. Bases 342 to 3689 code for a protein of 1115 amino acids. The record is from RefSeq and is a predicted model, not a curated record. Lineage: Eukaryota; Metazoa; Chordata; Actinopteri; Cichliformes; Cichlidae. The transcript is spliced from 13 exons. Gene Ontology annotation, molecular function: protein binding.
CAUGGAGGGAGGAGCAGUGAAAGUGAAAGUGAGUCCGUCGCCAACUUGUCGUCUUUCUCCGCGGAGUUCGGAGCCUUUUGUAUCCUUUCAGAGACAGCCCGGAGAGCCGUCCCCGUGUUUGUGUCCACGCAGCUCUCCGCAGCUUCAGCACCGAGGGGGACCCUUUAGACUUUAGAGACAGCCCACAGCGAGUCUGUGACAGAAACGUUGGCAGCAGGCCGUUAGCUGAGCCUCCAUUUUCCUUCAGAGAGCAGGAGGAGGAAAGAGGAGCUGAGGCAGGAGCUGGAGGCUGCAGGUGUGUUGGUACCACCAGAACAAUCCCAGCUGUUGAGGUCUGCAUCAUGAAGAUGGACAGAGGUCAGAGGUCACAGUCUCCAGCACCCAGCUGUCUCUCUAUGAGGAGUGACCAGUCCAAAGAAAGACCUCCAGGCUUCAGUAAUGAAGCUGCACCAACAAUGUUCUUCAAUCAUGGACCUGAGCUGACAAUAGGUCAGAGGUCACAGUCUCCAGCACCCAGCUGUCUCUCUAUGAGGAGUGACCAGUCCAAAGACAGACCUCUAGGCUUCAGUAAUGAAGCUGCACCAACAAUGUUCUUCAAUCAUGGACCUGAGCUGACAAUAGGUCAGAGGUCACAGUCUCCAGCACCCAGCUGUCUCUCUAUGAGGAGUGACGAGUCCAAAGAAAGACCUCCAGGCUUCAGUAAUGAAGCUGCACCAACAAUGUUCUUCAAUCAUGGACCUGAGCUGACAAUAGAGAGGAAGAGGAACGGUGUCUGUGAGGAAGAGCAGCCGUCCUGCUGUGCUUCCUGUCAGGACGUCCUGAAGGAUCCGGUCUCUACCAGCUGUGGACACUGGUUCUGCAGACAGUGCAUCUCCUCAUACUGGGACCAGUCUGCUUCAUCAGGAGACUCCUCCUGUCCCCAAUGUGGAAAAAGACCCAGAACCAGAGCUGGACUGCAGACAGCCAGUCAGAGCAGCUGUGGCCAAACAGAUGCUGUUCUGCAGGAGGUUUUAGAGGAACAUAAGAUCAGUCUGAGGAGGAGAUGUGAACGUGUGACUGAAGGAAGUGAUCAAACAGGAAGUGGAACCCUCCUGAACAGGAUCUACACUGAGCUCUACAUCACAGAGGGACAGAGUGAAGAGGUUCAUACCCAACAUGAGGUGAGGCAGCUGGAGACAGCUUCCAAGAUGGACGCCCUCCAUGACAGACCAAUCAGGUGCCACGACAUCUUUAAAGCCUUCCCUGGCCAACAGAGACCCAUCAGAGUGGUUCUGACCAAUGGCGUCGCUGGCGUUGGAAAAACCUUCUCAGUGCAGAAGUUCAGUCUGGACUGGGCAGAGGGCUUGGAGAACCAACAUGUCAGUGUGGUGAUGCUGCUUUCAUUCAGGGAGCUGAACCUGAUCAGAGAUCAGCAGUACAGUCUUCUGGAGCUGCUCCAUGUUUUCCAUCCAACAUUACAGAAGGUCCCAGCAGAGAAGCUCGCUGUCUGGAAGCUUCUGUUCAUCUUUGACGGCCUGGAUGAAAGCAGACUUUCAUUGGAUUUCACCAACAGGAAGCUCGUGUCUGAUGUCACACAGAAGUCAUCAGUCAGCGAGCUGCUGACAAACCUCAUCGAGGGGAAGCUGCUUCCCUCGGCUCUCGUCUGGAUAACUUCCCGACCUGCAGCAGCCAAUCAGAUCCCUCCUAGAUGUGUGGACAGGCUGACAGAAGCACGAGGCUUCACUGAUGCCCAGAAGGAGGAGUACUUCAGGAGGAGAUUCAGUGAUGAAGAGCUGUCCAGAAGAAUCAUCUCCCACAUGAAGACAUCCAGGAUCCUCCACAUCAUGUGCAGAAUCCCAGUCUUCUGCUGGAUCACUGCUACAGUUCUGAAGCACAUGUUGACCACAGAGCAGAGAGGAGAGCUGCCCAAGACCCUGACUGACAUGUACUCACACUUCCUGCUGGUUCAGACAAAGAGGAAGAAGAACAAGUACCAUGAGGGACAUGAGACGAGUCCACAGGAGCUGACGGAGGCUGACAGGGAAGUUCUUCUGAAGCUGGGGAGGCUGGCGUUUGAACAUCUGGAGAAAGGAAACAUCAUGUUCUACCAAGAAGACCUGGAGCAGUGUGGUCUGGAUGUGACAGAGGCCUUGGUGUACUCAGGAGUUUGUACAGAGAUCUUCAAACGAGAGUGUGUGAUCUUCCAGAAACCAGUCUACAGCUUUGUUCAUCUGAGCAUUCAGGAGUUUCUGGCUGCAGUCUACAGGUUCCACUGUUACACCAGCAGGAAGAUGGAGGUGCUGGAGGACUUCCUGGGGAAAGAAUAUGAUCAGUCAGCUCUGGAUGAUUUGUUGAUGAAAACAGUAAAAAAAUCCCUCCAGAGUAAAAAUGGUCGCCUGGACCUGUUUGUUCGCUUCCUUCAUGGCCUCUCUCUGGAGUCCAACCAGAGACUCUUAGGAGGUCUGCUGGGUCAGACAGAGAACAGUCCAGAAACCAUCCAGAGAGUCAUCAACAACCUGAAGGAGAUGAACAGUGAUAAAAGCUCUCCUGACAGAAGCCUCAACAUCUUCCACUGUCUGAUGGAGAUGAACGACCUCUCAGUACAUCAGGAGAUCCAGAAGUUCCUGAAGUCAGAGAACAGAUCAGAGAAGAAACUCUCUGAGAUCCACUGCUCAGCUCUGGCCUACAUGCUGCAGAUGUCAGAGGAGGUUCUGAAGGAGUUGGACCUGGAGAAGUACAACACAACAGAUCAGGGACGACUGAGACUGAUUCCAGCUGUGAGGAACUGCAGAAAGGCUCGACUGACUCUGUGUGGACUCUCAGAGACUCUCUAUGAAGUUGUGGCCUCAGCUCUGAAGUCCAACCCCUCCCAUCUGACACAGCUGGACAUGAGUGGGAACAAGCUGCAGGAUUCAGCAGUGAAGCUUCUGUGUGCUGGACUGCAGAGUCCAAACUGUCGACUGGAGACUCUGAGAUUGAUGAGCUGUGGUUUGUCAGAGAUCAGCUGUGAUUAUCUGGCAGCAGCUCUGAAGUCCAACCCCUCCCAUCUGAGAGAGCUGGACCUGAGAAACAACAAGCUGCAGGAUUCAGGAGUGAAGCAUCUGUGUGGUUUUCUGGAGAGUCCACGAUGUGUUCUUGAAACUCUGAGAUUGAUGAGCUGUGGUUUGUCAGAGAUCAGCUGUGAUUAUCUGGCAGCAGCUCUGAAGUCCAACCCCUCCCAUCUGAGACAGCUGGACCUGGGUAACAACUACGGGUCCUCCAACAACUACCUGCAGGAUUCAGGAGUGAAGCAUCUGUGUGGUUUUCUGGAGAGUCCACGAUGUGUUCUUGAAACUCUGAGAUUGGAGGACUGUGGUUUGUCAGAGAUCAGCUGUGAUUAUCUGGCAGCAGCUCUGAAGUCCAACCCCUCCCAUCUGAGAGAGCUGGACCUGAGUAACAACUACUGGUCCUCCAACAACUACCUGCAGGAUUCAGGAGUGAAGCAUCUGUGUGGUUUUCUGGAGAGUCCACGAUGUGUUCUUGAAACUCUGAGAUUGGUGAACUGUGGUUUGUCAGAGAUCAGCUGUGAUUAUCUGGCAGCAGCUCUGAAGUCCUCCCAUCUGAGACAGCUGGACCUGAGAGGAAACAAGCUGCAGGAUCCAGAUGUGAAGCAGCUGUCUGAUCUUAAGGAGAGUCCACACUGCAGACUGGAGACACUGGUGUGGGGGUAAACAGGACGGUGUGUGUGCUGAGAGAGGAGGAGCUGUGUCCUGAUGAUCCAGAGAGGUUGAAGCAGCAGCAGCUUGUGUGCAGAGACGCUCUGACUGGGCCAUGUUACUGGGAGGUGGAGUGGAGAGGAGAGCUUCAUCCAGCAGUGACUGACAGAGGAAUGAGAAGAAGUGCAGAUGACUGUCAGUGCUGCAGAGUGAACUGCUCUGAGAACAGCUCCACUGUCAGACACAAUGUAGAGUCCACCAUCAUCCCUGUGUGUCCCUGUGGAUCUGCCAGAGGAUCAUCAGUGGAUCUGGAUGCUCUGCUGCUGCUCUGUCCUUCUACACAGUCUCUGCAGAGUCUCUGUCUGACACUGGCUUCAGCUUUUCAGGCUUCAUUCUGGAUCACAGUCAGGAGAACAUCACCUGGAAAGGCCUCCAACAACAUCUCCAUCAUAGACACAAUGUUUUUAGGACUUACACAUCAGGUUUUGGUGCUUGGAGAUCAAAUAUGUGCCCAUCUAUAAGUUUCAGUGUUUUCCUUAAAGUAGUUUUUCAUAUAUUAGCAGAACAUUAAUAUUGAUACCAACCAUCUGUCUCACCUGCUUCAUUUAUAUCGUCCAUCAGGUCAGAAUUGUUCAGCACAUGAAAAACGUGUGAAAAUCUGCACACUGGUAGAUUUUUUUCUGCUUUUUCACAUAAUAACAGGAAACAUGUGAUCUGAGCCCUGCUGGGGGGGGGGGCUGCUGUAUGUCUGCAAUCAUUUAAAUAAAGACAUCUAGUGGUUCAGUGGGAGAACUGCA